Molecule: messenger RNA, 2146 nt
Organism: Silurus meridionalis
Lineage: Eukaryota; Metazoa; Chordata; Actinopteri; Siluriformes; Siluridae
Gene: gck
Product: glucokinase (hexokinase 4)
Exons: 10
Coding region: 213-1649 (478 amino acids)
Biological process (GO): intracellular glucose homeostasis; glycolytic process; regulation of insulin secretion
Cellular component (GO): mitochondrion; cytosol
Molecular function (GO): fructokinase activity; D-glucose binding; glucokinase activity
Source: RefSeq, a predicted model, not a curated record
AUAUGAUGGGUCACUGUGUUGUGUGUGUGUAAGUGUGUGGGUUUUUGAGAGAUGGGAGGGGUGUAUUUACAUAGAGCACUAAGCACCUGGACCGCCUCUCCGUGUCUUGGGCCAUAAAAAGAGUGAAGCAUCUCACUGUUCCCUCAGACACACUUACCCUUAAAGCACAUUCACACACUCUCACACACAUUUGCUGGUAAACUUUUGCAAAGAUGCCGUGCCUCACCGCCGUCCGCCAACAGAGGCUCAGAAUGCCGAGCUCUUUUAAGUCAAUGCUGGAGAAAGUUCACAUGGUGGACCAAAUUCUGUCUGAGUUCCAGUUCAGUAAAGAGGAGCUGAAGGAGAUUAUGAGACGGAUGCAAAGGGAGUUGAAUCGAGGGCUUCGCGUUGAAACACAUGACGAAGCCAGCGUUAAAAUGCUGCCCACUUAUGUCUGCUCCACUCCUGAAGGCUCUGAGGUUGGAGACUUCCUGGCUUUAGACCUGGGCGGCACUAAUUUCCGCGUGAUGCUGGUGAUUGUGGGUGAGGACGAAGAGAGAGGCUGGAAGGUGGAGACCAAACACUGCAUGUACUCCAUUCCAGAGGAUGCCAUGACCGGGACCGCGGAAAUGCUAUUCGACUACAUUGCAGAGUGCAUAUCCGACUUCCUGGAUAAGCACCACAUCAAACAUAAAAAACUUCCUCUGGGAUUCACAUUCUCGUUUCCAGUCCGGCAUGAGAACCUGGACAAGGGAAUCCUACUGAACUGGACUAAAGGGUUCAAGGCCUCUGGCGCAGAAGGCAACAACAUUGUUGGUCUCCUCAGAGAUGCCAUAAAACGAAGAGGGGACUUUGAGAUGGACAUAGUUGCCAUGGUGAAUGACACGGUGGCUACAAUGAUCUCCUGUUACUAUGAGGACCGGAGCUGUGAGGUUGGCAUGAUAGUGGGGACGGGCUGCAACGUGUGCUACAUGGAGGAGAUGCACUCUGUAGAGCUGGUGGAAGGAGAGGAGGGGAGGAUGUGUGUGAACACAGAGUGGGGAGCGUUCGGAGGGAACGGAGAGCUGGAAGACUUUCGUUUGGAAUACGACCGAGUGGUGGACGAGUCAUCGAUCAACCCCGGGAAACAGCUCUAUGAGAAGCUAAUCAGCGGGAAGUACAUGGGUGAGGUGGUGCGUCUCCUCUUGAUGAAGUUGGUGAAUGAAAACUUGCUCUUUAACGGAGAAGCUUCAGACCUGCUGAAGACCCGGGGCAGCUUCGAGACUCGCUUUGUCUCCCAGAUUGAGAGUGACACAGGAGACCGGAAACAAAUCUACAACAUCCUGAGCUCACUGGGGGUCCUGCCAUCUGAGCUGGACUGUGAUAUUGUGCGUUUGGCCUGUGAAAGCGUGUCCACUCGUGCAGCACAGAUUUGUGGAGCCGGACUCGCUGGAGUCAUUAACGUCAUGAGGGAGCGUCGCUGCUUGGACGAGAUGAAGAUCACUGUGGGUGUGGACGGCUCGGUUUACAAACUCCACCCAUGGUUCAAAGAGCGGUUUCACAAAGUCGUCUGGGACCUGGCGCAUAACUGCGACAUCACCUUCAUCCAGUCCGAAGAAGGCAGUGGCCGAGGAGCUGCGCUUAUCUCUGCCGUAGCCAGUAAGAUGGCUGCCCGCACGAUAGAGCCAUGAUGGAAAAUCUGAAAUCAUGUUGUGGCUUGUGAACUCACCUUAGCUGCAGGAUCUUUGUGAUGAUGAAGGAGGAUCAUCUCAUCUGGAGCUCGCUUCGCACCCGGUGUGCAUUUCUGACUGCGGGAUUUGCCACACGAAGCGUGCGGCUAUAUUUUGGCGCCCCACAUCAGACCUUUAUGUACAUAUCUGGUUGUUUAUAUAUCUGCUUUCUGUGCAAAGAGAAUGUUAAUAAGUAUAGAACAUCUAAAUAUUGAAGCUAAGAUCACCUUUGAGCUAUAAUCUUAACCCAGAGACCAGUGUAGAUGUAUUUUGUGUUUUGGUUAGUCCAUAAUUCUGUUCAUAUGUGCUUUUUGCUUAUUUUAUUUAUUAUUAUUAUGAAAUGUGUUUGCAUCGUGUUGUAAUACAUACUUUGUUUAGCUAUAGUGUUCUACAGUAGAGGAAUCAACAAUGUAAAAAUGCUUAAUUUGUGUAAAUAAAGUUACUGUAUUAUACAUUAA